Caenorhabditis bovis is the source of this 213-nucleotide messenger RNA. NCBI's taxonomy places the organism in Eukaryota, Metazoa, Nematoda, Chromadorea, Rhabditida, Rhabditidae. The record is from the annotation of a GenBank genome assembly.
AUGAAUGACGCCGAUGAGGAUAGUCUUGAUUUCGAUAUCACCAUUUCGGGUUCGGUCAAUUCCGCUACCGAUCCGCUGACACCGCCGCCGACGAUUCGCAAAUCGUUUAGCCAUCGAAUUCAGAAACGCCUCGCUGUCCUCGCCGUAAUCAUAUUCGUUGUAUUUCUCGCGAUAUCGAUCAUCCUCGUGCUCGUCAGCAUGCAUCGAAUUUAA